Pocillopora damicornis (cauliflower coral) is the source of this 1469-nucleotide messenger RNA. RefSeq names its product tubulin beta-4B chain. NCBI's taxonomy places the organism in Eukaryota, Metazoa, Cnidaria, Anthozoa, Scleractinia, Pocilloporidae. Gene Ontology annotation, biological process: microtubule-based process. The record is from RefSeq and is a predicted model, not a curated record. Gene Ontology annotation, cellular component: microtubule. Gene Ontology annotation, molecular function: GTP binding; GTPase activity; structural constituent of cytoskeleton.
GUUUUUCCUUGAAGUGUGUGUCGUGAAGGCGAGAGAAACCAAAAAUGCGUGAAAUUGUACAUCUUCAAGCUGGCCAAUGUGGCAACCAAAUCGGUGCAAAGUUCUGGGAGGUCAUCUCGGACGAGCACGGCAUCGAUCCAACAGGAACCUACCAUGGAGAUUCUGACCUCCAGUUGGAAAGGAUCAACGUUUAUUACAACGAAGCUACAGGAGGGAAAUAUGUGCCCAGAGCGGUUCUUGUCGAUUUGGAGCCUGGUACAAUGGAUUCAGUCCGUUCUGGUCCAUUCGGACAGAUUUUCCGACCCGACAAUUUUGUUUUCGGUCAAAGCGGAGCUGGAAACAACUGGGCAAAGGGCCAUUAUACCGAAGGAGCCGAGUUGGUAGACUCUGUACUCGAUGUUGUUCGUAAGGAAGCCGAGAGUUGUGACUGCCUUCAAGGCUUUCAGCUCACACACUCACUGGGCGGUGGCACCGGCUCAGGCAUGGGAACCCUUCUUAUUUCGAAGAUCAGAGAAGAAUAUCCUGACAGAAUCAUGAACACAUUCAGCGUCGUACCAUCGCCAAAAGUAUCAGACACCGUUGUGGAGCCUUACAAUGCUACGUUGUCAGUUCACCAAUUGGUAGAGAAUACGGAUGAAACCUACUGCAUCGACAAUGAGGCCCUGUACGAUAUCUGCUUCAGAACUCUGAAGCUCACCACACCAACGUACGGAGAUUUGAACCAUCUUGUGUCAGCUACGAUGAGCGGCGUCACAACCUGCUUGCGAUUUCCUGGCCAGCUGAAUGCCGAUCUUAGGAAAUUAGCAGUGAACAUGGUUCCUUUCCCGCGUCUUCACUUCUUCAUGCCUGGAUUUGCUCCUCUCACCAGCAGAGGAUCCCAGCAGUACCGUGCACUCACAGUACCAGAGCUUACCCAGCAGAUGUUUGAUGCUAAAAACAUGAUGGCUGCCUGUGAUCCAAGGCAUGGACGUUAUUUGACGGUUGCAGCGAUGUUCCGUGGCCGUAUGUCCAUGAAGGAAGUUGAUGAGCAGAUGUUGAACGUGCAGAACAAGAACAGCUCCUACUUCGUGGAAUGGAUUCCCAACAAUGUCAAAACAGCCGUCUGCGACAUUCCUCCUCGCGGUCUGAAAAUGUCUGCUACCUUUGUCGGUAACAGCACAGCCAUUCAAGAAUUAUUCAAACGCAUUAGUGAGCAGUUUACCGCUAUGUUCAGGCGUAAAGCUUUCUUGCAUUGGUACACUGGAGAGGGUAUGGAUGAGAUGGAGUUCACUGAGGCUGAAUCGAACAUGAAUGAUCUUGUGUCGGAGUAUCAGCAGUACCAGGAUGCCACAGCAGAAGAGGAAGGGGAGUUUGAUGAGGAAGAAGAAGAGGGAGAGGCAGCAUAAGAACUCCUCUUAUUUCUUGAGAUCGUUUCCACUGUAAAGGAUAUUACUUAAAGGGCUGUUAUUAAAGUUUGAUGUAUUUUUGAA